Messenger RNA from Scaptodrosophila lebanonensis, 963 nucleotides. RefSeq lists its product as uncharacterized. Lineage: Eukaryota; Metazoa; Arthropoda; Insecta; Diptera; Drosophilidae. The record is from RefSeq and is a predicted model, not a curated record. The transcript has a single exon. Bases 1 to 963 code for a protein of 320 amino acids.
AUGGCCAAUAACAACAACAACAGAGCACGGCUGCUGCCGCUACUUGUCGUACUCUUGGCCCUAACCAGUAUGGUGGACGCAAUGCCCCAGCGGCGUUUGAAAUCCCAGCGCCAAGUAGAGCUCAGCACGCCUUAUCCGGCAGCAGGCUUCAGACCAAAAAUAGCAUUCGAGUUGCCCGGGGAGCGACAGCCUAAGGUAAACCCCAUUGAGGCCGAAGUAGAACCACUCACGACGACUACCAGCCAGCCUACCACGCCCAGCAUUGUUGAAGAUUUUGGAUUAAGUAUCACCGAGGUGGAAAAUCAGGAUAAGGAAGUUAGCUUGCGCACGCCUGCCAAUACCUAUGGAGCUCCACAGCAACCAAAACCAGAGCAGCCCAACUCCGUAGAAGAUGUGGACACCAUUGAGGUGGUGGCCCAAGCGCCAUCGAAAGAGUUUCAGCCACCCACCCAGGAUGCGAUCGACGAUUUUGCCGCCCUUCCUGCAGCUGCUAACGGUGCUGAUGAGCUGCAGCCUGUUGCUGAUCUUCCUGCUGCUGACGCGGCCGCAACGCCAUCUCUGACGCCAUCCCGCGGCAGUGAGCUCGAUCUACAGGCCGAGGUGACGCCAAACGAAUUGGAAUUGAACGGAAAUGCGGGAAUUACGCCAGCCAGCACAUACGGAGCACCCGCCACCAAUGCCAAGGCACAGUCAAGGCCAGCGUCGACUUAUGGAGCACCCGAACUGACACCUGCCACGGAAUCGGAUGUCGAAGAGCCUGAGAGCGAGCUUGAAGCCUCGCAGGUGGAGCUGGUGAGCGAGUUGGAAGAGUCGGCCCUGGGUGAGGGUUUGACGAGCGGUCGUUUGAUUCUGCUGCCAUUGGAUGCUGCGGGUGGUCAGUUCGGACGUCUGGUCCUCGCUGUUCCACAGAUGCAAUGGCAGCGAAGUGGCCGGAUACGCAGCGAACGCUUGCGCAGGAUCUAA